Molecule: messenger RNA, 527 nt
Organism: Penaeus vannamei (Pacific white shrimp)
Lineage: Eukaryota; Metazoa; Arthropoda; Malacostraca; Decapoda; Penaeidae
Product: U-scoloptoxin(01)-Cw1a
Cellular component (GO): extracellular region
Molecular function (GO): chitin binding
Source: RefSeq, a predicted model, not a curated record
GCGUCCUGGGACUCCAUCAGUACAUCUCCUGACACCACCAGUUCACGAUGAAGGUCCUCGCUGCUCUCCUGGCUCUGGCUGGCGUCGCCGCCGCCAACUCCGCCUACCGCUUCUCCGACGGCUACCUCGACGUCCUCGGCGCUGAGCCCGUCCAGAACUUCGACUGCGCCGGCCGCGCUUACGGAUACUACGCCGACGUCAGCAGCGACUGCCGCGUGUUCCACGUGUGCCUGCCCGUGGCUGACGACCUGGGCGAUGUCGUCGAAACCGCCCAGUUCUCCUUCUUCUGCGGCAACCAGACCGUGUUCAGCCAGGAGUCCCUCACCUGCGCCCACUCCGAGGAGGCCUUCCCCUGCGACCAGGCCGAGACCCUCUUCGACGCCUCCAACGCUGGCUUCGGCAUCAUCCCCGAGGAUGUGAAAUAAGGCUCACGCCGCUAGACACUCGCCCUAAAUCUUUAUUUUCCACUUCUAUAUGUUUAUAUUUCCUCUUUCCUAUCGAAAAUAGCAAUAAAAAAUGCAUAUCUA